Messenger RNA from Brassica rapa (field mustard), 2316 nucleotides. RefSeq names its product glutathione S-transferase T3-like. The record is from RefSeq and is a predicted model, not a curated record. NCBI's taxonomy places the organism in Eukaryota, Viridiplantae, Streptophyta, Magnoliopsida, Brassicales, Brassicaceae.
CGGUGGCUCUACUCGACGGAACGGCGACGGCUCUUUCGAUCUCUCCUCGACGGCACGGCGACGGCUCUAUCAUCUGUGGGUCUCGGCGAGGAAAGAAAACUGCGACCUUUCUAUCGGUGCCUCUCCUUGACCAAGCUAAACGACGACAUCUCUAUCGGUGGAUUGAUCAAGAGCGAUGUUUUAGGAUGAUUUUCUCUCUGUGUGGAUUGAUCAAAAGCGAGACAGAUUGUGUCUGUGUGGCUUUAGGUGUAUUUUACUGCUUGUUCUCCAUCAAUUUUGAAUAUGAAAAUCCACAAUUUCUAUUCUGAUUUGUCUCGUGUUUUUGUGUUUAGGUGUGAUAAAGCAUCACACGGGUUCUUCAGAUAGAGGACCUUCGAUUAUUCACACAGUUUGUUUUAUCUUGUAAUGACAGGUCACGGGAGUGGACAGUUCUUGCCAUGACAGGUCACGGGAGUGGACAGGUCAGGGGAGUCGACCAUUGGCUUCCUGUUGGAGAGGUCAGAGGAGUUUGUAGUCUUCUGUCUGUAUAAUUGUACUGGAGAGUCAGAGUUUGUUGUCUUGUGUCAUGGGAGUUGUAGUCACGAGAGUGAGUGAGAGAGAGUUUGUAUCACGAGAGUGAGAGAGAGUUUGUAGUCUUCUGUCUGUAUAGUUGUCUUGUAUCACGAGAGUGAGAGAGAGUUUGUAUCACGAGACAUUCAUUUUCUUGUUAUAUAAUUCACUCAUUAUCAUCUCAUUUUCUCAUCUCAUUCUCAACGUCUAGCAAUUCUCUCAUUCUCAACGUCUAGCAAUUCUCUCAUUCUCUAUUCUCACAAUUCUCAUCACAAACACAUUCUCUAUUCUCACAAUUCUCAUCACAAACACAUUUAUAAAAAGCUAAAACAAAUUCUCAUGGCAUCUUCUUCUAAUAACAAUAUCGAGGGAUCAAUGGAUGACAUUUUUGAUCAUCAUUUCGAGCAAGCAUUUGACACGGUGUACAAUCAUAUCGGUGAUCAGUUAGAAAACGAAAGGAAGACAAGAAAAAAAAGAGUUUUUAUCGAAAGACACCGUGAAGAAGGUCAUCUCCGGUUAUGGAAUGAUUAUUUCAGUGACGUUCCGACGUAUCCUGAAAAUCUAUUCCGACGACGAUUUAGGAUGAACAAGUCAUUGUUCAUGUUUAUUGUUGAUCGCCUCUCCAAUGAAGUCCCUUUCUUUCGUCAAAAGAAAGACGUUACCGGAAGAUGUGGUCUCUCUGCACUUCAAAAAUGUACAGCAGCUAUUCGCGUGUUGGCAUAUGGUUCUGCGCUUGAUGCGGUCGACGAAUACCUUAGGCUCGGUGCAACCACUGCUCGGUUAUGUGUGGAAAAUUUUGUAGAAGCAAUCAUAAAUUUGUUCGCCAAUGAGUACCUAAGAAAACCAACACGAGAUGAUCUUCAACGUCUACUUCAUAUUGGAGAUAUUCGUGGAUUUCCCGGGAUGAUAGGAAGCAUCGAUUGUAUGCAUUGGGAGUGGAAGAAUUGUCCCACCGCUUGGAAAGGGCAAUAUUCUCGUGGUUCCGGAAAACCGACAAUCGUUUUAGAAGCGGUAGCUUCAUAUGAUCUCUGGAUUUGGCAUGCGUUUUUUGGACCUCCAGGUACCUUAAAUGAUAUCAAUGUUCUUGAUCGCUCACCUGUUUUUGAUGACAUAAUAAAUGGUGUAGCACCGCGAGUGAAUUUCUCCGUCAACGGAAGAAACUAUCGUUAUGCUUACUAUCUCACCGAUGGUAUUUAUCCAAAAUGGGCAACUUUUAUCCAAUCUAUUUCACUUCCACAAGGGCCGAAAGCAGUCUUAUUUGCUACACAUCAAGAAGGUGUCCGGAAAGAUGUCGAGCGUGCUUUCGGAGUCUUGCAAGCUCGAUUUGCCAUCGUUAAAAAUCCGGCGCUUUGUUGGGAUAAAGUCAAGAUUGGGAAGAUUAUGAGAGCAUGUAUCAUACUACAUAAUAUGAUAGUAGAAAACGAACGGGAUGAAGGCACUCAAUACAAUCUUUCGGAUUUCCAACAGGGAGAAGGCAGCGGAAGUUCACACGUCGAUCUCGCUUUCUCAUCAACAAUUCCUUCAAAUAUCGCCAAUCAAAUGGGUGUUCGAACUGACAUCCGUGAUGGACAAGUACAUCAACGACUGAAAGCUGAUUUGGUUGAACAUGUAUGGAAUAAAUUUGGAGACAACAACUAACCUUCGAAGCUUCUUUGAGAUUAUUUUUCGUUUAUUUUAGUAAUCUUUGUUUUUAUUAUUUUAUGUUUUUAUUUUAAAAUGUUAUGUUUAACUUUGUUUUUAUUAAAUAAAUUUUUUCUUUGUUUAAAA